Xyrauchen texanus (razorback sucker) is the source of this 5110-nucleotide messenger RNA. Its product is annotated as zinc finger protein 585A-like. Gene Ontology annotation, cellular component: nucleus. The record is from RefSeq and is a predicted model, not a curated record. NCBI's taxonomy places the organism in Eukaryota, Metazoa, Chordata, Actinopteri, Cypriniformes, Catostomidae. The coding region runs from base 70 to 3513 and encodes 1147 amino acids. Gene Ontology annotation, molecular function: zinc ion binding; nucleic acid binding. The transcript has 12 exons.
UCCGGACUGUCUGUCUGUGGACGUGCGAAUGCGAUUAUUAUUGUGUGAACAGACAGACACAGGAAAGACAUGAAUCUGAGCAUGAAGUCAUACAGUGACCCAGAGCAAGUGGGUGUCUUUCCUCCGGCCGGACGUGGCACUGGAGCACAUGAGUCUGAUUUAGGGGAGGUGGAGGGAGCGCUUGAUCUAUGCUCAUCUAAUGCCUUGAUUGACCUUGGUGAGGAUGCAGGAAUUUCUGAAGAGCAAGACGACUAUGCAGAGGAACUGUGUCAUUCUGCCAGAUCGAAGCCUUUUCAGUGCUCUCAGUGUGGGAAGGGUUUCUCUCGCAUACAGCAUCUGUCCGAACACGUACGGAUUCACACAGGCGAGAGGCCUUACGAGUGCUCUGUGUGUGGAAAGACUUUCACUCGGGAAAGAAGCCUCAAGACUCAUCAGAUUGUCCAUGCGGAUGCGAAGGCCUUCCACUGCACAAUCUGUGUUAAAAACUUUGCCCUCCUAUCCUCCUUGAGAAGACAUGUGCGGGCAUUUCAUCAAGGUCAUGAUGUCAGUACGGAGGGCAGAUGCUUAAUUUGUGUUGAAUGCGGGAAAAACUUUGCAUGUCAGUUGGAGGAACAUGAGCUGACACACACUGGAGAGAUUUCUCAUCGCUGCCCUGACUGUGUCAAGAACUUAGAACAUCUACAGACUCUUGUUUCUCAUGAUCAAACCUUCAAUGAACCAGAAGACUUGAACCAUGCUCAGAAUAUUGAGAGGCCUUGCAGUUCUGUGGCCUCAGAAGAUCAAUUCAAACACAUGCAAUCUGACGCAAGUGAGGACAAUAGUGACCCGCCCUCUCCGGAGCUUGUUGAAAAUAUUACCUGUGAUGCACUGACUGAUGAACACAUGGGCCAAAGUGAACAGGAGGCCGAAAGAGCUCCAUCUCCUUCAUCUGUGCUGUCUCACGAGUCUGCUGAAAAGGCCAUUGAAAUGACAAGCCUUCUUCAAGAGGAACAGCUCUCAGCUCACCAGCAAGUUGACGAUGAAGACAAGCCACACCAAUGCGAUCACUGUGGAAAGAGAUUUAAUAAACAAGCAAAGCUUCGAAUCCAUCUGCGCGUUCACACCGGAGAGAAACCUUACCAGUGCACCCUGUGUGACAAAUAUUUCAGUCAAGCAAUAAACCUUAGAAAACAUCACCGUACGCAUCAUACGGAGGAGAGACCAUACCACUGCACACUCUGUGACCGCAAGUUUUCUCUCUCGUUUUCCCUGAUAAAGCAUCAACGUGUGGCUCAUCCAGAACAAUUGAGUGUUGCUGAAAGGAAGCGCUUUACAUGCCCUUUCUGUGGAAAAAUAUUUGGGCGGCAUCAAGAUAUGGAGCAGCACAAACGAAUUCACACGGGUGAGAGACCAUUCCGAUGCAAUGUGUGCAACAAAAGCUUUCGGCAACGAUCAGUUUUGAUAGUGCAUCGGAAAAUUCACACCGGAGAAAAGCCUUUCGAAUGUUUCAUAUGCUUCAGACGGUUCUAUGGCUCAGGAGAUCUGAAGACUCAUAUGGGGACUCAUACUGGUGUGAGACCACACAGUUGCCCCCUGUGCUCUAAAAGCUUCCCUCGUCCCAGCAGCCUUCAAGCACACAUGCACUCUCAUCUCAACAAGUUGCAAGAAGUUGACGCUCUAACCACUGGAGCUGAGGAGGACCAGGGUGAACACGAUGAUGUGGAAGGAGUCUCUGGAAGUUCAGCUUUAAUGCUUUCUGAAAACCCUGGAUGUUCUGAAGACAAAAUGAGCACAGAGGAGCCCUCCAGCCAGCUGGCUUGUAUUUUAAAGUCUCACUCUCACCAAAAAGGGCCUGAGACUGGAUUUGGUCCUUUAAUGAAUCAAGUCCAUGAUGUUGAUCAGAGUUUCAGUUCAGCACUAGCAGAUCAUCAGAAGCCAUUCCAUUGUACCAUAUGCAACAAAACCUUCUCUCUCUCACUAUCCCUGAAAAAACAUCAGCUUGUGUUUCAUCCAGAUCAGCAUGCUGACACAGAGGGGAGGUGCUUCCCCUGCUCUUAUUGUGGGAGGAAGUUUGGCCGGCGUCAGGGCUUGUUACAGCAUGAGCGCAUUCACACAGGUGAAAGGCCCUACAACUGCCCCACCUGUAACAAAAGCUUCCGGCAGCGAUCAGCUUUGGUUGUGCAUAUUAAAACUCACACAGGAGAAAGGUCCUUCCUGUGCUUUGUGUGCAGCAAAAGCUUUUAUACCCCGGGAGACUUGAAGAAACAUCUGGAAAUUCAUACAGGAGUGCGGCCACACAACUGCCCGAUAUGUUUCAAGGGUUUCGGGCGCCCCAGUUUCUUGCGAGCUCACAUGCAAAUCCAUGAAAAAGCCACCACAAAGACAUCUACAAAGAAACAGGAAUGUGGAGCAGAGGAACCAACAGACGGUCCAAAAGUUGACGUGCAAGAGAAGCCAUUUGAAUGCUCUCAUUGCGGAAAGAGAUUCAGUCAGCAUUGUAUGCUUAAAAUCCACCAGCGGAUUCACACAGGAGAGAGACCUUACAAGUGCUCUGAGUGCGGUCUGAGUUUUCGCUGGAGGAGAAACCUGAUAGCCCACCAGAGUGGCCACCCGGGUGACAAGCCUCUCCAGUGUUCAAUGUGUGAUGAAACAUUCCUCUCAGAAGCAAGUCUGAAGAAACAUCAAGAUUCGUUUCAUUCAGGGGUCUCUCAUACCUGCAGUCUGUGUCUGAAGACGUUUACUCAAGCAGCCGGCCUCAGGAAACACGUGCGAUAUGUUCACGAGAGAGAGAGACCUCACAAAUGCUCGGAGUGCGGCAGAGGAUUUGUCAAACUUUCAGACCUUUUGCGUCAUCAGCGUCGCCAUCAUUACGACAGGGGUGACGAACUCUUUCAAUGCUCCCAGUGCGAGCGAAGCUUCAGUCAUCCUAGCAGUCUCGUUCUCCACCGACGAACUCACUCGGAAGGACAACACGAGUGUCCUAAAUGUAAUAAGAUAUUCAGUCAGCCGGGACACCUUAAGGUUCACCUGCGUACUCACACCAAAGAGAAUAAACCUAAGUUUGAGUGCCCCGAAUGUGGGAAGAGAUUUGGCCAAGCCAAAGAUUUGGCGGUUCAUCAGAGGGUGCACACCGGAGAGAAACCUUACCAGUGCCCUCAGUGCAAGAAGACUUACAGACAGUUUGCACAUCUGUCCGUACAUCUGCGGAGUCACACGGGGGAGAAGCCUUACCAAUGCCCAGUAUGUCUCAAAUUCUUCGCACAUUCGUCAUCCAUGAAAAAACACUUGCGUGUAAUGCAUGCAGCGGGGAAGGAGUCCCCAGUAACGAAGGAAGUUGUGAAGGUGACUGUUGGUGUUGGUACAUCCAGCUCAGCUGUAGAAGUCAAGCAAGAACCAGAGUCUCUUGAAUAUGAAUGUCAAGUCAAAUCAGAAGAAAACUGCUUUGCCAUAAUGGAUGAUGUGAACGCUGUUACGGUUUCUUCAGCUCCAUCCAGUCCAGUAUCAGCAUUGACUUUUAAAGAUGAUCCAUGUUAAAAGAGAUUGGAUGAGAAUGGAAAAAUGGGUUUGGUCUCACCUUGUCAAAUAAUCUAACAUGGACAUUUUCAUCCUAAACGGACUCUCGGGAGAAGUCUGUAUAUAUGAAGACUCCAACCUCUGUAGUUUGCAAGGUAGUAUUGAGUGAGACAAAGAACUUCCAUGUCAAGAAGAAUCCACAUCAAUGCAUUCAGUGUGUUUUAGUCAAACUAAGAACCACACAACACAAUGUUUUGUUCACAUCGUGGAAAAGCCAGUAUUUUCAGUGUUAGCAAAGUUUCUGUGAAGCUGGAGACCUUAUUUAUUGUUUGAUUCUUAUGGAAAACAAUCACCAUCAUUACUCUGAGAACUAUCCAGUGAGGAGGCCUCAAACUUGACUAGCAUGCUCACUUUGAGAAUUUGUAGAGAUAUACAUAAACUACAGCCAAUUACAAGAUCUUCUGGAGAGAAAGUCUUAACCGUUGACCUACUCUGAGAAGAGCUUCUAUCAUGGAGGGCACCUUAAACUACAGCAGAUCUUUCCAGCAGGUGAUAUUAUUUUAAAUAAGCAUUCAGCCAUGAUAUAAUAGAAAACUUUAGAUUUAAAGUUAGUUAAAAGCAGGUAUAGAUGAAAUGUGUUUAGGGUGAUAUGUGCAAUUUGUUAAAUGUUUAAAUACUUUCCCAGAUCCCAGCUUAAAAAACAGAGAAACAAUAAAGUGCAAAUAUUGUGGCGCUUUGGUCCUGUCAAAAAAAUUAAACAGCAUUAUUGGCUCAACCAAUGGCUUGAAUAUACGCAGCACUAUCUGUUUGUCGACCAAUGACAAAGCCAAUCUUUUGAAAAAAAAAAUGUUUUGCUGUUCUUUUUGAUGCCACUAGUAGCGCACAGAAAUUGCACACUUCACCUUAUAUUAACUUCUAUUUUGGCUAACUUGAUUAUGAUCUCAGCUGUUUAACACAUUGUACCAAGAUUAAAUCUAUUCCACAAAUUUUAGCACAGCCUGCUUACAAGGAUGCAAAUCUAUCACCACCAAUUCUUAAUGAAUUUCAUUACUGUUGUUUUAUUGUAUUACUUUGACCAUGCACCAAAGUUGUUGUAUACAUGACAACUUAUAAUACAUUUUAAUUAAAUUAAGAAUAGCUUCUAAUGUUCAGUCCAAAGGUAUUUAGUUACAAAUUAAAGAGUUUCCCCACUUACUGUCUGAAGAUAAUAGUAAUAAGUAAGCAUUGUUUUUUUUUUCUCUCUCACUGAAGUUAAUGCCAAAGAGAUGCACAAGACUAACCACCGUGUCCAAGUAAAACUUGUUAGUGGUGUUUGCUAAGGAAGUCAUCUCUUACUAUUGCUCACACUUAGGGUUCUGAAUUUGCACAAACCCUUAACCCCAAGUAUUAAGCUUUGGCAUUGAACUCAUCACACACUGUUUGUGCUACGGACAUGCAUGAUACUUCAAAUAGUGCUUGAUGAAGAGAGAUGUUCGAUUACCUUUCUAUCAAUUACAGUUUCACCUGGUGGAAGAUAAAAUGGGUGACAAAAAAAUCCCUACAGUGAAAGAGGGACUCAAGCCAUAUCAAGGGGCCAGGUAUUGACAGUAAUAAUUGUAGGCCAUUAAUAAUAAUGGCC